Messenger RNA from Cinara cedri, 25564 nucleotides. NCBI's taxonomy places the organism in Eukaryota, Metazoa, Arthropoda, Insecta, Hemiptera, Aphididae. The record is from the annotation of a GenBank genome assembly.
AUCGAAUCGUAUCGGCCGGUAUCAUAUUAUAUUAUUAUAUGCACACGAGUCGUCCUGCUGCUGCAAUCGCCAACGUUCAGCCGAACAACACUAGCAAUCAGCCUGCAGGCCCGCGGACGUACCCGUACAGUUCGACCGGACCAAACUCGGGGCACACCACAGCUGCUGCACACGUAUAACCCAUAAUACCGUGGCUUUUGACAAAAUGAUCGCGAAACGCCUGUACCUGCUCGCCCUGGUGGUCCUGUUGGCGGUCACGCAGACCCUGUCGGCCUCGGCUCAGCGGCCCAACAGAGGGCUGGUCCGGUUCGCGGACAACCAACACAUACCGAUCAAACCGAAGGCGGACGCGGUCAAGACGAAAUCGUCGUCCUCGUCGCCGACCAAAACCAAAAAGCCGGCCAUUCCCGUGCAGGUGGACGCCAAGAAAAAGACGCCUGUCAAAUCGACUACCGUUUCUCUCGCAAAAAGUGAGUAUUUUUCAAUAUUAUAAUGACAUUAGUCGUAUUCUAUCUGUAUACACUGCUGCGAGCAUAUCGUAAUAAAAGGCGCCUCCGUUGUUUUAGAACUUUUCUCGAUAUCGGUUAGGUAUAUAUGAACCCUAAUUAUUCGACUCUGCUAUUUUUCUCUUAAAACACGAUAAGAAAAAUGCAAUAACGUUGGUUCGUGCGAAAAUCAGAUACACAUUUUAAAUCAUACGUUUAUUUUUUUUUUUCGAGUUACGUCAACUUUUCAAAUGGAAUUCUCACUGAUAUUCUAAGAAAUAUUAAAAUUCGCCAUCAAAAAAUUGUCGCCAAAACAAUUUGUCUAAAGAUAUAUAAAAUCGAAUAAUAUAUUAUGAUCUUUGUUCGCUUUGUCGCUUUUUGACAAUAUUUGACGUAUAAAUUUAAGUACACGUUUCUCAGAUACCUUUACUCUAUCGUCUUUUGAAAUAAAAUAACGCGCAUUAUACGCGCGAUCGAUGAUUGGUACAAUAUGCGUUCAGUUGCAUUUUUUUUUUUUCAAAUUAUUAUCGAACCCUUUAAUAUUUAUAUUUCAAUAAUUAUCUAUAUUCUAUAUCAUGUAAUAAUACGAGUGUACGAUAAAUUAAACCAUUCAACCGUUUAUGUUUAUAGUUUUAAUUCGUAUACAAUUCUAAAAUCUAUAUUUCGUUAGAUUUCGUUUGGACGUAUACCUUUAUAGUUGUAAAGGAGUCAACAACAUAUAGUAAUUUACUUUCAUAUUUAAAUCGGUUGAAUUUAUUAGUACAAUAUUACUAUAAUAAUAUAUACUAUAUAAGUAGAUACAAAAAAUAUCCAAUGAUUUUUUUUUUUUAACUACGAUAUUAAAUCAUAUAUGUUUCAUUGUUAGUAAUAUUAAAAUAAUUAUGACUGUUUCUUUUAUAUAUUUUUAUAAAAAUCAUAUCGAAAAAUAUAGUGAUUUUUUUUAUCGAUGGAUAAGGCAAGGUGGAUUAUACGAUUAUGUACCCACCGUGAGGGCAUUCCCACGCCUACGGUAUUCGAUUUUAAUAAAAGUUUUACCUACAUUUUUAAUAACGUAUCGACGGGUAAUUGACAUCAAGGACCAUUUUUUUAUUUUUUUAACAAAAUUUAGUUUUAUUGUAAUGCAUUAUCAUAAAUUCAGAAAUAUUAUACUUUGACAAUAAAAGUUACGCACACAUUUUAUUACCUAAUGACAAACAAGCCGAGAAAAUGUAUAACACAAUUAACCACAUGAUGGUUUUGUUUUUUAAUUUUCAGAUUUGUAAUAUACUAUUAAAAGCGGUAAAGGGUAUGUAAUAGGAAAUAUGUAUUAUAUUCUUCAUGAAUAUAGGCAUAAUAUUGUAGUAAAUUUUGAAAAACCAAAAAGCACGUUUAAAUCUCAAUUUUAAGUAUUCAUUGUAGAAAUCUGAAUAGGUAAUACGUAUUCAAAUUAAAUAUAGCUAAAUAAUUUUUUUCUACAGUAUGUCACAUUUGAUUUUAAAAUAAUAAUACGUUGAUGUUCUUACGUCAAGUACACAAACUCAUAGCUGAAGAAGAAUAGAAUAAUUAAAAUUAUCGACAUCUUCUAUUUAAAAAUAUAAUAAUAUUUUAAAUAUACGAAAUAGUUGAACUUGGUAAAUUAUAUAUUGCGUAUAGAUCAACCCGAAGUUUUUUUUAACCUAAUGUUUAUGGUUGUCUAUUAAUGAUAAUGUCUAUUUAUCAAUUAAUGUUUUCUUUUUAAAACCAAUUUGAUAUUUCUAUUAGACAAUAGAAUUUUUUUCAAUUUGAAAAAAGUCAUAUAUAUCGAUAACAAUUUUCCACUCAAUCCAUAGGUAUAUAAGUAACUUCCAAUUUCGUGGCGUUAAAAUUGUUUCGUUCGCUCAUUUCAUUUACCCGAUAAACCUGAAGCAUUCCGAAUUCGACUCUUUGUAAUAUUUUAAAGGGUAAUUUGGUUAAGCAAUAAUCAUCAGGCUCUGGUUACGAACAAAAACAUUAAAUAUUAUUUUAAUUUUUAACUAGAAUUAAAGAAAAAAAAAAAUCCCACAUUUAAAACAGCCCUUGGAGUAUUUCUCUUUUUCCAAAAAAUGAUUAUAAUACGUAGUUGUACCAUGAAUUUGUAAUCAUAGGCUGAGAUACGGAGUAUGGCGUGUAUGCUUUAACACACCCUAAAUAUCAACUAUGAUCUAAAUUUUUUCAAAUUGAGGAAAAUUUAUUUUUCAUUUAUUAUGUAUAUUUAAAUUAACGCCUAGUCAAAUUAAAAAAAAAAAAAUUAAAUUUUGUAAAAUAUAGACCUAAUAUCAAAUAAAAUUUAAAACAAAUAUCUUAUUGUAUUAAAGUUUAAACUUUAGUUAGGACUAUUAGGAGCACACCCUAAAAAUACAAUCUAGCUCCGCCUAUAUUAGUAACUCAAAAAGAAUUGUUUUGAUUUUUUUUUCUAUAUCAAAAGCGUUUAAAACAUUUUAGAGUUCUGGAUAAAAAAAAAGUCUAUUUGAAACAAAAAUAUUUUAUAAACUAUUAGCUAUAGAACAAUUGUGAAUGUCCAUUUGAACAGUGAACGUUUAUUAAUCGCACGUUUUGACCCCUUAAUAUUCCGUAGUCGUGGACGUUCCACUUACCGAAACAUUGUAUAGUAUAAAUUAAAGUACAAUGCAUGUAUAAUCCGUAUGAUUUUAUGUAUAAGAAAAAAAAAACAUGAAAUUCUCAUCGAUUUCCCUUUACGACGAACAUUUUUAUCGAUCAACACAUGUACUUAAAAAAAAACGUGUUUCUUUCAACAAAAAAAAAAUUAAAAAAAUACGAAUGUGUCGAAGUUUUAUCGUUCUAUUUUUAGCACCCUUAAAUAAUGAUUGAUUUUAAUGCGCGUCUAUUAUACGGUUUUCAUAAUGUGACAGAUCGCUUCGAAUGCACGUGCAUGUUUAAUGCGAAUCGUUUCGUUUAAAUUUUAUUUUUCCACACAUUUUCGGCCUCUCUAACAAGGCCGUUUGCUGACCGGGCAACCAGUUUUUAUCGCACAGUAGUCGUAAAAAAAAAAAACAAUCUAACGGAUCAUUAUGAAAUCGUCUCAUGACGAUGCUGUAAUCGCGGCACAUCAUCACGUAUUACAGCACAGCAUCUAUAUAUUAUAUCAUUAUACCAAUACCUAUAUAAUAUAUAAUCCAAUACCUACCUAAUACUGUAUUAAAUUAUUAUACACCGUAAAUGAUACGAUGAUCUUUUAAGUAGAGCUGUGCGAAAACAAAAAAAAGAUCGACGCAAUUUUUAAUUGGUCGUAUUUAUAUUAUUAUAUUAUACUGCAACCACAUAUAGCUCUCCUGCGUCCGGUCAUCGUCUCGGAUGACUAAUCCGUGAUGCGUUUAUAUAGUAAUUUCCAUCGAGACGUCUCGUUAUACUACCUCGUGCGUACCUAUAGGUACAGGAUAUCACGAAGAAAAAAAAAACGUUCGCCGGGGCAGUAUGUAUAGUUUUAUACGCGAAUAAAAUAAAAAAAAAAUAAAUAAACCGCUUCUAUUAAAAACUCGUAUCGGACAAAAAAUAAUAAUAAUAAUAAAACGGUACGACGACGACUAUAGUACGUAAACAAACGGUCAGCAUCCGGCGGUGGCGGUGUAAUAAUUCAGAACGGCGACGGUGCAACAGGUUUCCCAGCACAGUUUUUCCCAUUUUGCGUCCGUCUCCUUAUAUGGCCGUAUACCUAUAUAAUAUAUAAUAUUACAGUUCGGCCCGGUGAGACACGUUCGUUAAUUUUUGCAAUUGAUAUAUUAUAUUAUAGAAUAAUAAUAAUAUAUAUAUGUAUAUGUAUAUACUAGCUAUAUAAGAAUAUAAAACAUUUACUCGCGCGCAAAAAAAAAAUAAUAAUAAUAAUAAAAAUGCUUUUAAUAUAAAUUUUUUUUUCAUCGGUUCCCACCGUAAACGCGUCACCGGUAUACGUAUACACACGCAUCCAGAUCAUUAUUGGUCGUGUGUGCAGUACAUACUCCAGUGACGGUAUUUCACACAUAUAUAGGAGUAGUAUACAUAACGUACGACAACGCGCACACAAACGAGACGAGAAUGCUUUAUUAUUAUUGUACGUAUACAGUGUGUGCGUGUGAUUGAUGGUGAGAAGCCACGAUAAUAUAUAAUAUAUACAUAUAGGUAUACCGUACGAUCGUAUAUUAUAUUAUUGUAUCGAAUAUGCCCAGUGAUAAUGUGCCAAAACCGAAGCGUUAAAGUCUCUGCCAAACCGUCUGUGGUAUACGAUGUUGUAUAUAAUAUACAGAAAUAAUAUUAUUAUGUUCUCGUGUAUUAUACCUAUCGAUCUACAAUACGGACGCGAUACAAUACUGUAAUAGUAUUAGUACCGACAAAUUAUUAUAAUAUAUAGCCGUGGAUGUGUAUUCGAUGCUUAUCUCAAAACCAUUCGGAUCACGUUCGAAUUAUCAAAUUGUUUUGUUUUUGUCUUCUUUUUUUUCCCACUAUUUUUUAUCGGUUUUUUCGAUACAUAUUUGCGGGUACAAACAAAAAAUAAAUAUUUAAAAAAAAAAUCCCGCGCUCGCCCAGGUGUCCGUACGGACGACACACAUAAUAUUAAAUCGGCGUAAAUUCCCACGGGAAACGUGAUGGGUUCUCGUGGAUGACGCGCGCCAAUACCGUAUGACGUAUACUACGAUAUUAUUAUAUUGUACAUAGGCAUGUCUGCAGACGGAGUGAUCUUUAUAUUCCGGGUCCGGUCUUGGUGUGGUUUUUUUUUUCGGGACCGUGAUCUCGGUGCAGAUAUAAUGCAGUUACAGUAUAUAAUAUUGUUUGUAUACUUUUUCCGGUCAUUUUUGUGUUUCAAUAAGACCGCGUACCAAUAACAAUAAUAAUCACCGGAGUUGACAUUUAAGUAGCCACAGUGGCGUUCGUCCCGUCUUUGUCUAUCAGUUGUAUAGGUAUAGCUAUAGCAAAAGUAAAAAAAUCUCUUUUUUUACAACCGUGGUCUUAGAGACAAAAUACCUAUUACAGAAAUAUUGACAACAUCACGAAGACAACAACUUUUGGCGUUUUACAAUUAUAAAAAUAUUCAAUACUCAAUAAUACGUAUUAUAUCAAUGCGUGUCAGUAUUUUUUUUGAAUAACUGUAAAUUUUUUAAUUAUUAAUAUUUCAAAAAAAUUCGGCGACCAGGUUGUUUUUGAAAUGUUGUCUUUUACAAUGUUUAUAAUAAACAAUAGAUUUAUCGCUUUAAAACUGAUGUUAAAAGCCCUAUAGUGUACACCUCCUUCCUACUUCGCCUUCAACGUACACGCGAUUUUUUUCCCUUGUUGUUGUUUUUUUUUCUGGACUAAACACGUAUGUGCCGAGAACUACCAUAACGGAUUUCCCGCGUAGACAUACGCGCUUUGUCGGCUGUGGCGGCUGCGGAUGUUAUUGAUUUGUCAGGCACCAAUACGCACGAUAGGCCGAGAAAAUGUUCUGUUGAACAUUUUUUUUAUAACACGUGCGUUAAAUGAUUUCCGUUAUCGUCUGUGAAAAUAAUACGUUUUCAAUAUUUUACGCGCAACCGUUUGUGAAUUUAAUAAAUUAUUAUUUUAUUAUAAUGUACGCAGUUCUCGAAUUUGAGGCGAAUACUGUGGGACGAACUUCUCUACUGUUUUUUUCUUUUUUAUUAAAGUCUUCUUAUUACUUAUAAUUUCUGUGGGGUAAAAGGACGGUAUGUUUCUUUUCGGAAAUAAUAAUAUUUUUGAAAAAUAUGUACUAUCAACUCGGAUAUAUCCAUAUAUAAUAUUAAUAGUGGUAAUGUAAACAAAAUAUAUAUUCUAAAUUCAUUUUAAAAUUCCUUCCUAUCCAACCAGGUCUCCUGUUCCUUUUAAAUUAUAAAGUCGUCCACAUCACUAUAAUUAUGGUAGAUAUACGGGUUUACCCGAUUGAUCUAAUUUUGGCAAUGAGUAUCCCCACUUAAUCUAGCUUUUAGUUAGACCGUUAAUAUUAUUUAGUGUCUGUAUAUUUUACUCCAUUAUAGCUGUACAUUAUUUUAAUUAUACAUGAAAUUGCAAGUAUGAGUAUACGUGUAACGUACUCUAACGUGAGUAUGUAUUUAAAUUAAACUUUGCGAAUUAUAUUGGACUUCAGGCUCGUAAUUAUAUAAAUCAAAUAAAUAUAUGUUAGCAAAAACGUAGUAUUUUUUUUGUAAAUUACAUAUUGUUGAAUUAUGUUUGAAAAGUGGUGUAAUAGCCAAUAGGGUUGUGGGAGCGUAGCUCCUCGCGAGUUAAGUUGUCGAGUUCAAUAAUUGUAAGGGACGCUAAUUUUUCUUUUAACAGUCUAUAUUACGGGCAAAAUACAUAUCAUUGUAUAAUUCAAUAAAAGAUCCGCCUAUAUAAUGUGUUCAAGACGAUGUUCUCGGUAGAAAACAUAAAACGACCGAAACAACACUUUAAGUCGUAUAAUAUUGGACGUAGGUAUCGGGCGACACUAUCCGUACACAUUUUGUACAUAAAUUCUAAAUUCUUAGCUAAACAGAUGCAUCUGCCGUGGUUAAAUUAUUACAGAUGUUUUUUGACAUUUGCAUUUGCAUACCUAUACUCAAACCUAACCCCCGCAAUCUGUAAAACACACACGUCAUGUAAAUACAAUAUAGACAUUAAAUUUAUACAUAGACACUAAUAUAAUCCGAUAUGCAUAUUACAUUUAUACGCGCACGCUAGAAACUACAACUCCAUUAUGAAUUCCAAAUGUUCGAUAUUACGUAUAACAUAUAUUACACAAAAUUUUCUCUGGCGUUACACGAAAAUCAAAUAAGUAUUAUACUGUUUUGACGCGGGACAUUCGAACGGUUAUUUGGCGAUUAAUUUCAAUAUAAACUGCAUCGUCUGCGCGUGCAUACGAAUUUACAUAAUCCGUCGUUUGACCUAUGAUGACCGUUCUUGCAUAAUGUAUACCUGCACGGCAGUUGAAAGAAUAAUUCACCGCGUGGCUGAAAAAAUAGAAAAUAAUAAUACAUACAUGUAUAGAAUAAUUUAAUGACUUGGUGCAGCAACAAGACUAUAGUCCACUUUUCUAAAUUGUUUAAAAAAAAGAAAAAAACAUCUAUGGAACUUGCCUUCUUUUUCCACAGAAUUCUUUUGAACCAGACAAUCCUUAUCAAUAUUUUCUCCAUAUCUAGAAGACGGACUUACAUAAUUGUUGCGCCAAAUUAUGUAGCGUUUAUUAUUUUACACGAAACUAUCGAAAAAUAAUUUUGGACUAUCCUCGUUGUUUUUUUUCAAUAUUGUAAUAACUGCAAUGUACAACAAGUCGUAGAAAUAAUCGAAUCGUAUAACUUAUUAAAUGUUUUAUUUAUAAAACCUUUGCUUAGAAAAUAUUAUUUGGUAAUUAGAAGUACAACCUAUUGUAACGUAUAUAAUAUAGUAUGUGUUCCUAGAACAAAAUUUAGGACUAAGGAAAAGUCAUAUUUGAUGGAUGUGAAACGUUCAAAUUUUAAUAUGGAUUUAGUCAAAUUGUGAAAAAAAUCAACAACAAACUUGGGUACUUACUCCCGAAUAAUCUUUGGGUAAGGCAUUAAGAGGGAGUACUUAACAAUUGAUGGACAUUGGCGCCAAACGGCUUAACAUAGCUCUGAAUAGACGUAUCUGUACUUCAACUUUUCCGUUAAGGUAAUAUUAUCUGGCGAUAAAGUGCCAUACACAUCAUAAUGCCUCUUAGGUCACGAAGUAAUUUAUCCUCGUAUAGGAUAUCCAUUCACGCGGUUACUGAAUUUAAACGAGUUAGACGCGAUUAUGUUGUAAAAUGUGUAUGUGUAUACGACUAAAGUACAAAACGAAUCGAUAGGUACUUAUUUAUACGAAAUUCAACGUUUGCAAAUCGUCAAACGCGUGGGCGUCUAAACUGCCUAAAAUCAUUAACCGCGGGUAGAUAACAGGUAUAGGAAAUAAUAUUUUAUCGCGUAUACCUAUCGUUUUUUACGACCCACGUAUACAUUUUCGGACUCUCGAAGUUUAAUUCUGUAGUUUGUAAGCAAACGGGUUGCACGGUUUUAAUAAAAAUAAUAAUAUAUGUUAUGGGUACCCACCAUUUUUUUUAUCGUUUUUUAUUAUUAUUUUUUUUUUUUGGCCAACAUCUGUGCAUCGUUUAUUCCCAUGCAGGGCCUACACUAUCCGUGAUUUAUUAUAAUAUUUGUUGUAUUCCCGUAGUUUUGAACCUAUAAUAUUAUGAUGGGCCUGUACCGUUUUCGAUUUUUCAAAUAUAUUAUUAUUCCUGUCGUCCUCUUCACCGUAUCUACCUCGUCAGGCGUGUAAACGUGUCCAUUAUUAUGGACGAGCCACAAGGUUCCCCAAAUGUGAGGAAAAUAUUUGUUUUUUUAUUUUAUAUAUUUAUAGUAUAAUCAAUCCUCGAUGAAACACUAGUUAUCUCGGAAAGGAUUUACUUUUUUGAUUUUAUUUUUUUUUAACGACUUAUAAAACAAAUAGCUGUACAUUGCCGUUAUUUGUUGUUAUUUUUGUUUUCGGGGAUGAGACCAUCGCUCAUUUUCGAUUUUUAAAAACACAUUGAAAAACGCUAUAAAUUGAUGACCUUUUAGUUCAAAAAAAUAUGGAAAUGUUUUAUUUCCGCCCUGUACAUAUUAUGUGCACUGCGGAAUGUCUGAACUCUGAAGUCACUGGUUUCCCGAUACACCGGUAUGGGCAGCAGGUUUUGCGCGUAACUGUUUGUUAUGGUAUUAUUAACGUUAACGGCUUCUCUUGCAUUUUUUCUUCUUUUUUUAAUUUUAUGCAAUAUCACCGCCUUCCGGACAUUUCACGCGACAAACUAUAUACUUUGCCCGCGUUAGUGUCCGGCCUUCCGUUGCUAUACAUCGGAAUAAACCGACGACGGCACAACCGAUCGAUUUGAACGCGCGGAGGCGUUAUAAAAAUAUUAUCUUUUACAAGAACACGCACUUGUUACCGCAUUGGCGGCCGUUUUUCUACAUACAUUAUUAUACACGUCGGUCGUUCAGUUUUAUUAUUAUUACCUACUGCGGCGGCGGCGGUUUUCGCUCUCUCACUCUCUUUCUCUAUCUCUCUCUCUCUCUCUCUCUCUCUCUCUCUCUCUCUCUGUAUAAUAUAUAAUAUAGAGACUCCCGCGUACCGGAAUGUUGAUACUGUAUUAAUAUUACCGUCCCGCGGCUAUGUCAGACGCAUAUUUAAUCAUAUUGAACUUUCCAAAAACACGAAGUGCUCUGCGCCCGCCACUCCCGCGAUCCGCGCGAAUCCGUUUUCGGGGUUCACACGGCCGCGAUCCAUUUAGGCCGUUUCCGAUGAGCAUACAAAUUACCAUUGUGCACACUACCAGGUAUCGACCGUCAACCGAGUAGGUCUUCUAUAUACUUAUACGUACCGAAUCCUAACGUAAUAGUAGUCUUCACGAAUGGAGAGCAAAGGGCUAAGAGUCUCUCACUCCCAAACAAAUUUGCCAUAGUAAUAUAUUCAUUAAAGUGAUGGCACUCGUCAUGCCAUUUUUGUGUGAAAGACUUAAAAUGCCUAACGAAAAUUGAGGUACUUCUUGUGGUUCAAUUUUAAAAAUGUAAAGAUGUAUAUGAGUUUUUAAACAAGUUUACACGACAAAUAUACUAUCAUUAUUAUUUACUUUGCAUCAAUCGAAGCAUAUACUUGUCAUUAUUAGCAUUUUUUGAAAUUAAAUUAUUUAUCAUCGAAAACUGACAAAUUUAUAAACAUUUCGAACGUUUUAUUCUCAUAAAAAUGUGGUUUCGCCGAUUUAAAGUAAACUUUUUAUGAAUUCAAACGUGAACCCUUUUUUCACUACAUUUUCGUGUUUUGCGCAAAAACCGAUUUUAUUGAUCAAAUCAGUAUCAUUAUGAAAGCUAAUCGCGAACAGCCCCCCCUCAACUUUUUCAUCAAACAAACUCAUAACUAUAGGUAAAAUAAGUUUUAUCUAUAACCGAAUUCUUGCCUCUCGAAAAACUUUUUAAGUUUUGCUACAGAAAAUGCCGAAAUCCUGCAGGCUAGGUCGCUGAUCAUGUAAUAUUGAUUUCGUCACCUUGCACACAGCCCUGUAGGAGUGUAUAGGUUUUUUGCUAUUGUAAAGAUGAUUGGUCUUAUGACUUUUUUUUUAAUAAAAUAAAUAUUCGAUAAACAUACGAUGUACAAUAUUAUUAUCGAAAAACACAUCGGAUUUCUAAUCUGAUAAAUAUCGUCGUGUUUUAUUAUCAAGGAACACGCGUGGCCCGCAGAGACUCGGUGUGUCAUCGCGUACGCGCAUCACGCACGUGAUAGUACGAUAACGGAUCGCCAGUCCGGAAGGCGGUGAUAUUGCGUAAAAUUAAAAAAGAAGAAAAGAAGCAAGAGAAUCCGUUAACGUUAAUAAUAUAUUAUUAUUAUUAUAUAAUAUAAUAACAGACAACUAUGCGCAAGCAUUGUCGGCGGGGGAGUUGGCGGGAUAAAAAUUCAUCGGACUUGGCUAUUUCAGUAGAAAUUCUCAGACUUCUAAUUAAAUAUUAUUGUUUAUUAGACAGUUGGCCGCCGCCGGUCGUUGUAUUAUUAUUAUUAUUAUACGCCGUCGAUUAUCAUUGUUAUCGUUUGUCGCGUCUCGAACACAUGCCUCUUUAUAAUUAUAUAGAAAGAUACGAGUUUUAUACGCGUGACGGGGAAAUAGCUGGAUAAAAGUAUUUCAGUGUAAAAUAUCGUGUACAAGUUUUUUCUUUACACUCAUCAAGAAAUAAGCUACAAGUUUAUCUUUACCCAAUCUAGAAAAAUAUGUCAACACCUGUUAUUCUUUAAGCAGUUUGUUUAUAAUCACGGUAGACUCAUUAUUAUUAUUUUUUUAUUUUUUUUUUCACCGGCUUACGGUCUGAGUACGAGAAGCGGCCCAGUAAGCAUUUGUUCACACAUGUCCACCGAGUCAGUCUGUCUCUGCCAACGGGCCAAACACUGACAGUUGAUUAAGCGAAAAAAAACAAAUUUGGUUUGAAAAUUGUUUUUUCUUUUCCUUGUAUCGUCCUCCGAAUACUAUACAUUACACUCGUAUAAUGCCAUAGGUGUAGUGUACGCGUUAAUGUACUUCGUUUAUACACUAGCAUUUCACGCGCAGACACGUAGGAGGUCUCGAGGUAGAUCCAAUCAGGAAUCCUGAGGAAGAUAAAUUAAAAAAGAAAACGUUACUACAGGGGGGGCGGGUGCAAAAUGUCGCAUCUCACUUUUUUCAACUUCUAAUCUCUUUGGGCGAGUGGACGAUGUAGAAACAAGACAUGAUCUCAACGACGCAACCUGAAUUGAAAUACGGACCUAUUUUCGUUGCGCCAAAUGAUAUAAUAAUAUAAUUUAUAAAUCUAUACAUUUUUAAACUAAUACUUUUCCACAUCGUUUUAGAUUCUGCGAGUAACGCGAAGCGUUUUUAGUUUUAUCAAGGUACGUCGGUGCGUGUUUUUUUUUUUUGUCGAAAAGUUUUCUCGUUCCACGACGUUUACUUUGCGGAUCUUUCUAUACCGUCGGUACUUUAUUCGAACGUUUCUCUUGCUAUAGGUUAGUUUUCCUAAAACAAAAAAUUCAAAAAUCCCGACGACAAAAACUGUCGACGUUUCGGUUUUCUUUGUUUCACCGAUCGGAAAUCCGCGGUGGCACGCGGGCAAGAGACGUAUUAAUUGACGGUACGGCGGAAAUUUAUUCGAUUUCUCGGCGGACCGGUCGCCUUUUUUUGAUCUGCGACAACGGCGAAGACGGUGGCGGCCCGCGCAAUAACCCGCCACCGCCGCCGCCGACUUGUACCCGAGACACAAUUUAUUCGUAUUUUAUACCGCCGCCGCCGUUUAAAUUGCGUUCGUCGUUUGCUCGCUCGCCGUUCGUGUUUAUAAUAAUAUUUUAUAAAACCGUCUUCGUCGUUUCGUUUGGUAUUCCGACAUUGUCGCAACUAUAUAUAUACACACAUACGUUUCAUGCCCAUGCGACGGCCGCCAGAGUUCCCAUUAAAUUCCCCGGCCGCGCGCAAAGACUUUGCGUACCUACCUGUUGUUUCGGUUUUCGGUCGAAGGUCGCGAUUUUUCUAUGUUCAACCGGUAACCGCGCGCACUUCUUCGCGUUAUUAUGUCAUUAAAAUAUCGUAUCAUUAUCACGCUGCAGCCGGUACUUGUGGCACAGACUGCGGUUCAGCGGUUCGAACUCCUCGCAAUGUCCGCUCGUAAACGCGGCCCGACCCGUAGGCACCCACAUAGGCAUGCCUACGUAAUAGGCGUGAAGUGCCCGCGCGCGCCGAGAUUCCCGAGACGACGACGACGUCGACGAUUAUUCGGAGCGUUCGAGCGGCGAUGGCAGACGUCUCACCGCUCGCUCAUUACCGAUUUAACGUUCAACCGGGCACGUCGCCUUAAAUUUAAUAUCACAUUUGAUUUGUCGCAGUCGGAAACACGGGGUUUUCGUACGGCGCGGCGUCUCGCGGUCGUCGGCUCCCUGGAGCGCGUUUCCGUCCCCGCGCGUUACACGUCCGUAUUAGGCCGUGUGUAUACAUACAGACGUGUAUCGUCGGGUGGUAUAGUCGACGAGUCAAAAGCGCAACUGCCGGCCCGGCGAUCGUUACGUACGAUAUUUUAUGUAAUCACGCGGUCCGGCGAAUUUUCCUCUCGGAACAUCCAGCGGUUCGAAAUAUUUCGAAAACAAAUUAUUACGGCUCGUAACGCGCUAUAAACAACAGCUAGUAUAAACACCGUGAAAUGUUUGACAGUGUGUUUUUUUUUUGUCCGAGCAAUUUUUUCUACCGCGAGUCUUGUUCCGAUCAAAACAUGACAAGAUACAAUGUUUAUUGAAUACAAUUGUUGCGUUGGAGGGGGGAAGGAGAUCAUCGGUUCGAUUUCCCGUGAAGUUUUCUUAAUCGUUUGCAAAAAAUUACGGCACUUCAAUUUAUGUAUUACUGAACUGCGCUCGGAAUCGUCUUUCGUCAAUCUAUGGUUUAUCAUUGCUUACGGAUAUAAAUGAAAUAACCUUAUGUAUUCUACAUUCUCAACGUCUCUCAUACAACAGUGGCCGCUCCCCAUCCCCAAUAUCAGCUCUUUUUGUUUUGUUUUUAUUUGGUAGGAAUUGCAUAUGUAUAAAAUUGUUUGAUCAAACAAAAGUGCUUGAAGAUUUAACACGAGAGGUCUAUUAUAAAUUGUAUUUGUUGAUAAAUAAUAACAAAAACUAAAAAUUUGGACGAAAAUCGUAAAAAACGACGGCAUUUAAAAACAUGUAUACAACCGAACUUGGCUCAGAAACGUUUUUCGUUAGCAAAGGAUUAUCGUUCCGUACAGAUAUAAACUCUGUAUAUCCUAUAUCUUCCUGAUUUCCCGCCUACAACAAUAGCACACUCGUCCUCUCAGUAACAGCUCAUUUUUAUAUAUAUACUAUACCCAAACGGGAUAUUUUGUACGGGGGAUAUCUUGAACUGAAAGUACGAGUAUAUUUUCCGAAAGCGUACCCGUUGUAGACUACGGUGCUCGGAUUUUAUAGCAUUCGCUAAUUAUUAUAAGACACAGAUACAAAUAGCAGAAUGAGCUUUACAUUUGUUUUGCGCGCCAGACUCCAAAUAUGAAAUUUAAUAUUGCUAUUUUUUGCAUAUUUUAGAUUUUUAGUAUCUCGUAGUGUUUUGAUCGGACCAAGAAUCGCGGUAGAAAAGUUGCUCGGACAAAAAAAAAAAAAAAGGUCUUUUUAACCGUUUUUCAUGUUUUCGCGCAGACAUAGCUUGUUUCAAAAUUUGUCGGGUCAUAUUAUAGCGGAUAUUUCGGCUUUUUUCAGUGCUACAAAAUCCGAGCCCUGGCUUAUAAUAAAUAAACGAUCGGAUAAUGAACAACGACCCGCGCGGCACAAUACCGCAACAUAAUGUCCGCGGCGGCUCCCUCCGAUCGACGGAAUUACGAAAACCGAUCUCGUAUGGCGCGCAUUGUAAUAGAACAGGGGACGUGUACGAUCGGCCGCCGUCGCGUCGACCGUAACCGCGGCGGCGAUCGAUAAUCGAUGCGUUAUAUUACAUUUAGACGUCGCGUUCGUUUAAUAUAAAAUAGGAAUACACAAACAUUCCGUUUCCCGUGUAGAACAUUGAGUCGGGUCGUGUACGCGAUGACGGCGGCGACGGAAAUAAUGAGCAAGAUAGGAAUCAUGUCUCGUCCCCGCGCGACGCUAUUGUACCGGUUCCAAAGGGGCCACCGGGUUAACGGCGGCGGCAUGCGCCGCGAAUCUAAUGGCCGUACACAUACGCGAUGUGACAAUAUAAUAUAAUAUUCGUUUAACGAGGUCGUAAUGCGUCGUCUUCGCGUUUUCGUUUAAUUUUGUAUUUAUCGUCGAACGAAAUAAUAUCUAUAAUAUUAUAUUGUAAUAACGUCGUCCGUAUAACAACGACCGGCUCGCCGCCACCGCGGACGUCGACCGCGCCGGGUUUGCCGCGCGAACCCGAGCCGUUUUCGGAUAAAAUUAUUAUAUAAAUCUGAAGACGCGAGCGCGCCGAACCCGAUACUUUAUCGUGAAAACACGACGGAAUAUUUAUUUUGUUUUUGUCGUACCGCCUCGGCUGCUCUCGCGUCACAUUUGGCGGCCUCUACGCGAGGAGCCAAGCGUGUUGUGAGCGUCCGGUUUUUCCCGGUUUUACAAUAUAUUAGCCCGUCGAGUAUUUUCUAGGCCGACUCUUUGAUUCCGGAAAAUGGAUCUAUGGAGCUCUGAUGUAUAGAGCGUAGGCGUGCCGUCUUUUCCGAAAGGAAAUUUCGUCAAAUCGGCGAUGCAUAUUUAGAAGGUCAUUUUUUGAUUUUCCAAUGUGUUUUCGUAUAAUAAUUGGGAAAAAAAAUUACCGGAACAACGGCGUAAAUAUUUGCCGUUGUUCCGGUAAAAACAUUUAAGCCGCUUUUGAGCUAACUAUAGGAAUUUUAUAUUGGCGUGUUUUUUACGUAGUUUUUGUUGGGUAGAUUUUAUACAGAUAUAAUUGUUUGACUAGAAAUGUGUGAACAUUUAACAGGAGUUCAUUAUAAGCCAUACUUAGUGGUCAACAAAUAAAAAAUUAAAAAUUGAGUGAAAUGUAGUAUUUCUUUUAUUAGAUUUUUAGUAUGAAAUUUUAACGAAAAAUCGUAAAUAUUGGAUAUAAUAAUAAUUAAUGUUGACCAAACGUAUACGUGUGGGGAAUCGCGCGUCGUAUUUACACACACACACACAUGCGCGCGUGAAUGUCCUAGCACACUUUCCAUACAUUCGUACACGAUAUAAUAAUAUACUGUAAUUUUUUUUUUUUUUUUUGACAGAUGUAUUGUACAAGACGUAUUAUACAUAAUAUAAUGUAUAGGUACACGUCAUAUUAUUAUCGGUGCACCUAUAAAUGCACGGACGCGACGACGUGAUCGAAACAAUAUUACAUUAGGUGUAUAUAGCUACCGUUAACGGUAAAACUAAUCGCGUAUUUUUUUUUUUUUUUUAAACGUUAAAAAAAAAUAACGCGAUCUAAAUUCGUACCUAUAUAAUAAUAAUAUACAUUCCGGACGUAUACGAUAUUAUUAUUACUAUACGCGAGUAUAUUUUACACGACUCCUUGGGUAGGUACUCCUCCGUGUAGUCUCAUAAUAUUAUAUACAGGUAGGUAAUAAUAACAUACGCUUGUCGGACUUCGCGGUAACCACCGUGGUAGAUACGAAAAUUACGGACGUUCCAAAACGACUGCAGAGGUACCUAUAUCAUCAUAGUACUAGACGAAUAUCAUUAUUAUAACGACGGGUGUUUCGUUCUUGUCGCGCGUCGAAAUCACCGCGAGGAAAACGACGGCCGACUAAUCGUAAGCACGUAUAGAUAAAUAAUAUGUUACGGUUAACGAUGUGGAAUCUGUUAAUAUUUUCACAUUAACCGAUUUCGCGCAGUUAUAUAGUAUUAACAUUACGGUGUAUCGGACGUCUGUUAUCAAAAUUGAAGGUAAGAACAUAGUAUAAUGUUUUUCACGAUCGAUUUUUCGAUAUUUUUCAGGUCGGCGAUUUAAUUACGAUAUAGUAAUUGUAAUAUUUCACACGUUCGUAACACGUUUAAAAAUAUUAUAAUACAUGGGAGGAAAAAAAACCGUACAGAAAUAGAAAAAUAAUGUUCUUACCUUUAAGUUCGACCCUAUAGCAGAGGCGUUAUUUUGGGGGAGGGCAGGAUUAUGCAUUUUACCGACCCUAGAUUUUAAAGUAGCUUUGGGCCUUUAAGUGUCUAGAAUGGACGGGUUAUGUAUGUCGAGCGGAGGAGAGCAUAAUUCAGAAAGUACUGAUUAACAAACCAACUGGCAAAUGUCCUAUGGGAAAACCUCGGCAACGAUGGCCAGAUAGAGUAAAUGUAGUUAUAAAAAUGGUAGACGUAACGGCAAAACUCAUAACUCGAAACAACUAUUGACCGUGAUAAAUGGUGGAACUAAGUACAAGCUACAAAAAGCCUCAAUGGCCUAUCAAGCAAUAAAAAAAAAUCUAGCUUUAUAUACUUAUUGGGUCAGUUAUUAUUAUACCUUACCUUAGCAAAUAUUGAAAUGACUCCCCAGUCCUAUAGGCGUAUACAUUCUAAUAUUAAAAUACUAUAACAACACAAAAUCGGUUUUUGUAUACAAACCUCACCGUAACAUUUUCACGUUUAACCGCGUUUAUAAUCUGUAUUUAUCAGAGACGUGAUGUUUAUACCACAUCUCUGGUUACUGCGUGGCUCGUGAAUUCCCACGAAAAAGGAAUAUUUGGGCGGGGUCAUCGCUACACUACGUUCGGAUACAUUUCGAUACGUACAUCUAGAAAUGUAGAACGCGUUUGGAUAUAUAUUACUAUGCAUCAUAACUUCUAAUCGUUUAAGUUUUUCGGUCUGUCCAACUAGUAUUGCCUUUCUAAGAGAUCUUCGCCAUGUCUUCGAUAUAUUCCUUUUCAUAACUAUAUAUUUUAGGCACAGUUCACCGCUUGUCUGCGAUAUAAAAUUUGUUCUAGAUUUUUUCCGUAUUAUUCCUUCCUACAAUAUGUGUAUAAGACCAUUGCACCUCAAAGUACGACUUAGUCAUUGUAGUUUCCCCCCUUUUUAUGGUAUCCGACACGUUGUCCUUUAGCGCAUUUACUUGUUGCACUAAUACUCGAUCAUUUGAUACCUUAUCCGUUCAGUUAAUCUUUUGCGUGCGUAACUAAAAUAAUCGCUACAGUUUUUCAUCGAAAUUUAGGUGGGUACGAGGUAAGACUAGACGGAUAUAUUUGUCGAUAUUAUAUUGUAAUAAUAUUUGAACAAAAUCAACAAAAAGAAAAUUUGAAUACGUCAUAAAUCAUAUAAUAUAUCAUAUUAUACACGUAUUACGUAUACGUGUAAUCGAAUAAAACGAGCGGAGUGGGUGGUUCAGAAAAAUGUUGGCUACUUCGGUGAACGUAAUAUAGUCCAACUCGCCACUGACCCGAUCGUAUUGAAUUUCGGGUGGAUUUGUACCGAAACGUGUUGGCGGUUAUCCUUAUCUAUACCUAUCUCAGAGAUAAUAGAACAAUAACAAUAACCUUAUCGAUUAUGAUCGUUUAACGGCAUCCGACCUCCAGAAGUGACGAAUGCGAUCGAUGAACGCAUUCGUAUACAAGUACCUAGGGGGGGGGGACCGUUGCGGUGCGGCGACGAUUUAUACGCUGCGGUUGCUGUCUUGGUCGCGGUGACACGGCGACCGUGUUUUUUUUGUUUGUUUUCUUUAUUGCUCCCGUAUAAUAUUAUGCUAAUAAUAAUGACUUGUCGUUAUCAUAACAUUAUUAUCAUACAAUAUACGAAAACGUACCCGGUUUAGCGAUCGGCCGCGAUAACGUUGGCAUAUAGGUAACGUUUCGAUUGUAAAACCGCGCGAUCGCCCGCAGUGGACGAAAUCCGUCGCGUUUCUAGCAAAGUAAAAAAACAAAAAAAAUAAAAAACCUCUCGAGCCCGUAUAAAAAUAAUAUUACGUGUUUAUUUUUUUUUUCUUUAAGCCCAAUCUCCGCGUUAUCCGCCCACCGUCAUCGUCGUCGUCGAGUCCUCGGCAUUGUAUUAUUAUUAUACUACGGCUAUAAUACGUAUACAUAAUAUGAUUAUAAUAGCUACGUGUAUUAUUAUAACACGCGACCGCCAUCACGUCUCCGGACGAUCGUUUAUCAUAUUAUCGUAUUUUUUUUUUAUGUAAAGAAGGCGAGCGCAGAUAUUAAAAAAAAAAAACAUAUUAUACGCGUCGCAAUAUAUUAUAUUAAUAUCUUCGUUUUGUCGUCACAGCACCGACGCGUGAGUAUUAUAGGACGCGUACAGCUGCGGUCACUCGCGGGUUCGAUUAAAAUCGGUAAAGAAGGAUUACCUAUUAAAAUUCCUAGACUCGCAGGCGCGAUCCCGACUCUAUAACAUAACCCCUUCGUAUAUAUUAUUAUUAUAAUAUCGUGUCCGUGUAUAAUGUGCAACAUUCCGGACCCGACGAAAACUCGCCGAGCGGUAUAUUUUACAACGGAUGUUCACGUAUACCGCGCGCACUCUUAACGGUUGUUCUUCCGAAACGCAUUUGCGACUUGGAACGAGAAAAAAAAAUGCAAAUAUACGGUUUCGAAAUAAAUUAUCGGGUAUAAUAAUAUAUAGACUAUAUUAUAAUGUUAUAGACAUACGGGCCGAAACGGGUUUUAUUUUUUUUUUUAUGCGCAUUGGACGCGUAUACAGUAUGUUAUAGGCGGGCGGGUGUACACACUCAAUUUCAGUCGGCUUAAAAAUAAUAAUUGAUAAUACCAAAUAAACAACGGGCAACAGAGAUUAACAGAGGAAGGAGAAGAAAAAAAAAAGUUUCGUAUUAUUCUUUUUUCGAUUUUACCGUUGCAAUAAUACGAUUUUAAUAAUACACAGUGUUAUACAUAAUCUUAUUAUUAUUAUUAUUAUUAUAGUUAUGUUUGCCUAGUAGCCGUUCAUGCCCGUUCUCCGCGGUUAAGUCGCGUAUGUUUAUAUUAAUAAUACAGGUACCUACCACGGAUACCUUUUAUAACCGCACUAUGCGCAUCGUGCACUCGUAGGUAUUAUAUUGUUGUUCCGCCACUAUAAACACUCGGCGGCGGCAGUAUCAUUAUUAAUUAACACCACGUCCCCGCGACGACGUCAUAUUUUAUUCGCGUUAUACAAAAGAAGCACGUAUAGGUCCGAGUGUGUAUAAUAUUAUUGUUAUUGUUAUUACGAUCUCCGUCAACAUCACCGUCUUCAUUGUGCGUUCUCCGUUAUCAUAUUUUAUAGGUAGCCGUAAUAUCAUUGUUCCGUUAAACGCAUUGCGCGCCGGUGGGCGUCAUUCCGACAUUAUUGACACCACUGCAGUAUAAUCGGCGAAACGUACCCCGAAACGACCUAUACUAUCUGUUACUCAAUAACCGCCCCGCCCCCCCUGAUGGUUCCCCGCGAUUUUCCCCGUUCGCGAUACAUCCCGAUUUGCUCUCGUCUAUUUUUCACUCUAUCAACAAACGAUAAACGGAGUUAUAGUUUCGUAUCGAGCACUCGCCCAAACCUAAACCGUAAGAAAAUCUAAAAGCGACCGCAUUCAUUUCGCCACUGAUUGAUUAAGUCUGCGACAAACUUAUAUUUGUCGACUGAAAGAUAGAGAUAUAAUGAGAGUGAUUUAACUACCAAAAACAUAAAAAAGUCGAUAAAAUAUUUUGUAUUUCCCAUUUACUAGGAAGGAAAAGAAUGAUUUAACCCCAUGUCAAAUGAACGUUUUAAUUUUUUCGCAAAAAUAAUCAAUUCUGAAGUUAGAUUAUUUUAUAUAAUAUGCACUUGCACAGUUAUAGGUAUUAUAUUAUAAUUCUUAAAUAUAAAUUGUAAAAUAAUGAGCGUUCAUCAUGAAACGUAAUUUCAAACGCGUUUCGUUAUUAUCGGUCAAUAUAAAUGAUAAUUUAAAACGUAAUACUAAGACGAAUUAUUUUAGCAUAAAAUAAAAUUAACAUUCAAAUUGCAAACCUGUUUGUUACGUAUUUCCAGAAAUAUUUAUAUUAUAGGUUCGCACAUUAAAAACGUUGUAAGGUCUAUUGUGUAGGCAACUUAAAUAACAUACUCGUACGACAUUUUUGGAUUAUGCGAUCAAAUUAGCACUAUAAAAAAAUAUAAUAAUUAUAGAUCAUUUUAUGAAUACGAAAAAUAAAUCUAAAACACGCACGGGAUGUGUUGCGUGUUUAUGGAAAUUAAUACAAAUAUAUGAUUAUCUACCUAACGUCUUUAUGCGAUAUCAUAAUAUUGUUAUCAUACAGUUGGUUUUAUAAUAAUCAUAUUUUGUAUUAUUGUUUUUUAAAUAAUUGUAUUAUAAUAUACUAGAAAUUGUACUUGUUUGUUAUCACCCCCUCACUCUUGUUUGUUAUCGAAGCGAUAACAAUGUCGAUCAGUAAAUUAUCACGUAUAAUAAUAUUAAACACAAUAUAGUACAGUUCCAAAAUUUCUUAAGAUCUUAUCUCAUUAUCUUAUAGUAAUAAAUAAAUAAUAAUAGCAACAACAUAGACUGACAAAGCCGCUUGCUGACAUAUAGUUACUAAUAAGUUACCAACUUUCUACUAUAACCUAAUGAAAAAUUGCACGUACAAUUAAUUUUACCUAGUUAAUCACCGUAGUAUUGGCCGAGAAACCAAAGCUCGCUUCAUAAUGUAUGUGACUGAUUGGUCGGAAAAAACAUUGUUACUCGCCAAUUAUCAUACGGAAAUAUUUAAGACCAGAAUUUAUAAUUUUUUCUAUUUGUUGAAACAAUUUACAAUAAUCUGGAUACUAUCAUCCACACUCAUAAUUUCGUUGAUCCGAGCACAGGAAUACACUCAUACAUUGAAUACACUCAAAUCAUCGGGAGGUUAUGAGAUUUUGCUAUAAAUAAAGAAAUAAUAAAAAGCGUUGUAAAUAAUAUCAAUGGAGACAACUUAAUAAGCAAAAUGCAUUUGAAAUUUUUUUCAAAGAUAUAUCUGCGAAUUCUGGCCACCAUUAUAAUUAAAUACUUAAACAUUGAGUUUUUAUUAUAUAUUUCCAAUAAUCCUAUAUUUUUUGAUUUUUUUUUUUUAAAAUUUUAAUAUUAUUAGAUGUAGCAAGACAUAUAUUUUAAAAACUGUACUAAUCUUUAUUAUGUUUGUUGUAUUGUUGUGUACGAAUUUCACAUUUUUUAUUCACGCGUACACGUACAUAUUAAUUCAUGUUUUCAAUCGAGACCUCUACGACCAUAAAAUGUAACUACUUUGCCAUACAAGGCACGUCAUCCCAGACGGUUUUUUUAAAUAACCACUACCGUGCAUAUAGGUACACAUGAGUAUACGUCAUACUCUACAGCAGCUAGUGUUUUUCUUAUUCGCAACGAACUAUUGAAAUGUUGGUCCUUUAUUUUGUAUAAUAUUAUAAUACAGGUAUAUAGUGUGCGUGCCAUGAAAAUUCCGUUACAGUAAAAUUGUGUGUGUGUGUGUGUGUGUGUGUGUGAUAUUCGAUAUCACCGAAAUAUUAUUAUAAUCGGAUCUGCGAGGCGGUGGACAACUUACGCUCUUUUGUCGGUCAUUUCAAUGUCCCAUAUAGGUUUACCUCAUUAUUCAUUAAUACACGAAAACUCGUUUUUACAACGGUAACUUUAUUAGUUGUUUUUUUUUUUUUUUAUCGUUAUUAGGUAUAGUUUUUAUUAUUUGUUGGCCAUUUCUUUUAUUUAUGCAUAUGGUUUUUUGGCGUAACAUUACCACCGGGUUUAAAUUGAUCUCCUCCGUACGAUACGGUCUAAGAAAUGAUCAAAAACCACUUAUGUAUAUGUGUGUGUGUAUGAGAAUCAAGUGGUCAGGGUUCAACGUCCCUAGGCCACUAUAUAGAAUGUGGCAAAAUGUCAACCGGAUUUUCACGAACACAAGCGCGUGCAUAUAUACCUGUUCUUUAGGACUCUAAUACAUUCGGACCAAAUAGAAAAAAAAAAUAACACUACACAGAUCUACAAUAACAAUAAUAAUCGAUUAAUCGUGAUAAAAUAAGAAAUAAUAAUAACACGUAUGUGCACGAACACCGUGUGCAUUAGACCGUUAGAAAAUAAUAUAUAGGUAUUUAUGUUGUCUAUACAUAACUGCAUCGAUUAUACUUAUAAAAUUCUCUAUCUGCACGUAGCCUAUAGAAACCCGCGUACCUAUUACCUACCCAUAGUAAAAUCUUUAGAUAUAGGUAUAGCAUUAAUUAAAAUACUUAACGUUUAUUAAUACUUAAAAUAAAAUAUCAUGUUUUUAUUUUACAUAACGGGUCGAACUCAAAUAUUAAGUAUAUGUAUAUAGAAAUAAUAUUAUUAUAAUAUUCAUAUGCAAAAUUUUUUAAUGCUAUUAAAACUCGAAAUGCCUAUAGUGAAUGUUAAUUUGUGUGAUCGAUUUUUUCAUUGAAUGUGACUAUCGGACAUUCAGAUAAGGUGACUGAUUUAUUACGAUCAAAUGGCUUUUAAUGUUUUCCUCGUCAGAGUUCGUUAACCGAAAAACAACUUGCACGCGAAACUGGGAAAACUUGUAUAUUAUGUUAACUUAAUGUCAUUGUACUAAGAUUUGUUAUACAAAGUAUAAUGAACCGAAAAGAAAAUAUAAAUUAUAGGGACGAUAUUUUGCCGAAUAUAUACUUGUAUAUGAACCGGUUUUAUGGGACGACAAAUUUGGCAUAGGUUGUAAAUAGUAAAUAGUAUAGGAUUACCGUAUUAUGUAUAUAGAUUUACGCAGUUAUAUAUCCUUUUAGUUACUAAAUCCAAACGAGAUAACAUGUUCAAAUUUUAUGGUAUAGAUUAUCAUUUUUAUUUUCAAUUAUUUAUGUUUGCAUUUAUUAUACACGCAUUAAAUAUAUAUUUAAUUUUUUUUCAGAAUCGCCGAAACCGGUUGACGAUAAAUAUAGAAGCGAGUUUGAAGAAUACAUGCGUCAACAAAUCCAACAAUGGCAAAUCGCAGUUGUAAAUGGCCAACAAGUCUCACCACCUGCGGGGUCACAACCUUCUGGACAGCCUCCAUCAAGUGUAUGGAUUCAAGUCCCGGCUAACGGAUAUUACCCUCCGCCAUCAUACCCAUAUCCGUCGUAUCCUCCCCAACAAUACCCAUCACCAUACCCACCUCCGUCUUACCCACCGCCAUCUUACCCAUCACCCUCAUACCCACCGCCAUCCUAUCCACCUCCUUCAUACCCACAGCCAUCGCCGUAUCCUCAACCGUCACCAUAUCCUCAACCAUCUCCUUAUCCUCAACCUUCACCAUACCCACAACAGCCAUUAUAUCCACCGCAACCGGUACCAAGUCCGACGACUGAUAUACCCGAAUUACCAUCAGAAGCAUCCGGAGUAAUAACUCCUCAGCCAGAAGAAUCGAGCAGUGCACCCCCUCAACCAGAAUAUCCAUCCCCGCCAGCACCGGAAUACCCAUCACCACCAGCACCAGAAUAUCCAUCUUCCCCAGCACCAGAAUAUCCAUCUUCUCCAGUACCAGAAUAUCCAUCUCCCUCGGUAUCAGAAGUCCCAGUACCAGAGUCCCCUGCACCAGAAUCACCUGUACCAGAAUCUCCCGUUCCAGAAUAUUCAUCAUCACCAGCACCAGAAAAUCCAUCCUCGACAGCACCAGAAUAUCCAUCUACACCAUCAUCAGAGCAAGCAACUCCGCCUCCAGAAAUUGCAGAUCCCGAUAUUCCGGAAAUCACGCAAGCACCAACAGAUAAGCCGUACCCGACCACUUUAAAACCCGAAGGUUCUACAGAUUUACCGGAAGUUAUUCCGGCAUAUCCGGAUACACAACAACCCGAACAGCCAGGAGUACCCUUAUACCCGGGACAACCAGAAGUACAGACAACUAUUCAACCCGAAACAUCGUCUGAAAGUUAUACAGAUCAACCAACUUAUCCAGAAAAACCUAGUUCGGAAAAUCCCGGAGAAGAACCAGAAGUCACAACAAGUACCGGAACCACAUACUCUCCCGACUACGAAGUUCCGUCGUCAACCGGAUCCCCAUCAUCAGACGUAUUAAAAGCUCAAUGUAAGGAGCCGAGGGGACAAUUCCCGAGCGAGAGCUCUUGCAACAAAUUCAUAAACUGUUGGGACGAAACUGCUAUCGAACAAACGUGUCCCGCGGGAUUAGUGUUCAACCCGGAAAAGAGUUACUGUGAUUAUCCAUCAUACGUGGACUGUGGUUCUAGACCUAUUACAGGUAAAUACAAUAUUCCUGUAUUUCGUUUUUAUAAACGAUUGUUUAUUUUUCUACUGUGUAUCACAAAAUAAAAUGUUUAAUAUAUUUAAAAAUUACGAUUUAACGUUUAUUUUUUCAGUAAACGAAACCAGNAAGCAAAGAAAACUGCGGAGCUUUUUACGUCUGUGUAGCCGGAUCUCCGGUAGAUUUCAUUUGUCCCGGGGGCACUUACUACAACGAGGUAAAUUUCAGAAACUUUAGAAGAAGAAAAAAUCGAUAUAUCAUAGUCUUUUUUUUUUAUUUGAAAUUGUUUUUAGGAUUUCAAAAUCUGUGACUACCCAUACCGCGUGGACUGCAAAGGAUUGCCAAGCAAUCCCGAACCAAUUGAGACUGGAACUGAAGUCGAGCCUAACACUACCUACGCACCUGAAGUGUCGUCCGCCGGCGUUACCACCGAGGCGCAGUCGUCCACCGCGUCGUACGUACUGCUCUCUUCGGCCGAAUCUUCGCCCGCCACAGAAGUGGUACCUACCAUUACCACCGCCGUUGCACCUGUUGUAGCCGACCCAAUAGCUAUUUACAACUACAACCUGAGAAAAAUCCCAGCGAGUGCGUAGUUUGUUUUACGAAUUAAUUAUAGUGUCACCAUCCCAAACCAAAACAGAUUUUUUUCAUUUCUAGUCACCAAAAAUAAAAUUUUGAGUCGACAUUUCCAUCGCUGUAUCCCCGUCCUCUAUAUUUUCUCAGAGGUGGCCAUUACCUAGCACAUUAAUAAUAUCACGUCCGUUUACACGUUUAGGUUUGGUGAACACCGGCGUCCGUUGUAGCCACAAGAACAUUUACCGACUCACUCCUGACUGUUCUUCGGUGACCCUAUGUCGUGAAGGAUUCACACACAUACUCAAUUGUGGACACGAAACCUCCUAUGACAUAGUAAGCCAAAAGUGUAUGGAAAGCAGAAGAGCGAAUUGGUAAGCCAUUAACUUUUUUCGUUUUGUCGGCCUUUAAAUCAAUAUUUUCAAUUUUUGCGAUUAUACAAAUUGAAAUGUAAUUAUUUUGUUUGUUUUUAGUGGUCGAUCGUUCUAG